GUCGUCUCAUCGUCGUCGGCUUCGAUCGUGGCUGCACCGUAUUGCAGCGGCAAGUCGGCUAUGAAAGUGAGAUGGCUCCGACUUCGGAUAAGUGGCAGGGGUGCGGUAUAAAAGUGAGCGCACAAUUACCACUCUGACAUAGUUCACGACACUCCACGUGCCACUUCGCUGCUGCACGUCACAUCACACAUAAACAAAAUGAAACUGCUGGUCGUGAUUUGUGCUGUGCUGUCCCUCUCGACAGCUCUGCCUCAGCGGAGACUAUCGUUGAAGCCUGAGCAGCCAGAAGCGGACGACCAGCAGCCCGCGGAACAGAACUACAACAACUACCAGCAACAAGCACCUGAGUUCAGACAGCCCCCUCCCCAGCAGGAGUACAGACAGGCCAAGCAGAUCGAUGACUUCAGACCCAAGGUUCAGCUGGAAACCACCACUUUCAUCCCCAUCAUCCGUUUCGACAAGGAACAGGGUACCGACGGCAGCUACAAGACAGCUUAUGAGACCGGCAACAACAUCCAAGCCUCCGAACAAGGUUUCUUAAGGGCUGUCGGCGAGGACCAGAACGCUUUGGUGCAACAAGGUUCCUACUCCUACACCGCUCCCGACGGCCAGGUCAUCACUGUUGAAUACACCGCCGACGAGUUCGGAUUCAGGGUCAAGGGCGACCACAUCCCCACUCCUCCUCCCGUCUCCCCCGAAAUCCAGAAAGGUCUUGACCUCAUUUACGCUGGAAUUAAAGCUAACGCGGAACGCGAUGCCCUCGAAGCCAAGAACAACCCUGAAGCUGCCGCCAGACAACAGGAAGACAGAGCAGCGCUAGACUACAAAGGUACCUACUACCAGCAAUAAGUGUGUGCAAGUGACUCUCGUGCUAGUACCGUGAACGUUCUGAUGGCAGGGCCUCUAAAUGCCAUAUAUUUUAAGACUAGAUAACGCCUAUCACACAUCAUGUCAUACAACAGCUAUUCAAUCAUAAUAUAAACGACCUCUAAUAAAGAUAAUCGUGAAUCGUGGUUAAAUAUGCUUUCACUGCCGUAUACAGUAUUCACAUGAUGUGGCUAUAGGCAUUAGUUUUAAGUUAAAGAAAUAUCGAAUUGUUAUUUUACAAUUUAAAAUAAUACUCAAGAUGUCUGUCAAGUGUCUACGUUAUGAUUAUUCUAAGUACAUCAAUAGAUAUUUUGGUAUUUUACCAGACUGAAAUAAAGAGUUGAAUGAGAUAGGUUCCUCAGAUAAAUUAACUCCCGUAGACAACAAAUCGUUGUUCAUAAGCAAACCAGUUUUGACAGUAUAAUUACUGCCGCCCUUCUAUUCUUUCUAUGUGAUACUUCACCAACAAAAAACGUGUUCAAUUAUAUUUUUAUACUUUUGUAAAUAACUUACCAUCGUAAUAACUUAUCUUUGUAUGUUUGAUUUUUGAAUAAAAUGUUGUAAAAUAUAUUUUUGGCUUUUGU
Trichoplusia ni (cabbage looper) is the source of this 1451-nucleotide messenger RNA. It is a transcript of the gene CPR34, whose product is annotated as endocuticle structural glycoprotein SgAbd-2-like. The transcript has 4 exons. NCBI's taxonomy places the organism in Eukaryota, Metazoa, Arthropoda, Insecta, Lepidoptera, Noctuidae. Gene Ontology annotation, molecular function: structural constituent of chitin-based larval cuticle. Gene Ontology annotation, cellular component: chitin-based extracellular matrix. The coding region runs from base 199 to 849 and encodes 216 amino acids. The record is from RefSeq and is a predicted model, not a curated record.